Molecule: messenger RNA, 1047 nt
Organism: Hydra vulgaris (swiftwater hydra)
Lineage: Eukaryota; Metazoa; Cnidaria; Hydrozoa; Anthoathecata; Hydridae
Product: tubulin-specific chaperone C
Biological process (GO): post-chaperonin tubulin folding pathway; tubulin complex assembly
Cellular component (GO): cytoplasm
Molecular function (GO): tubulin binding
Source: RefSeq, a predicted model, not a curated record
UUAUAGUUUAUGUCAUGGCAGAAGAAAAUAUAGACAUACAAAGACGCUUUGAAAAGCGUCAUCAAGAUAUGCUACUUAUGUAUGAAAAAAGACGAUUGGAAAGACUCAAAGAUAUUUCAGAAAAAGUAAGCAAUUCAGAUGUUUUCUUGAUUACAUUUAACAAAGAAAAAAGGGAGAUCACUGAACUUCUUAAUUCACUGAAUUCAGUUGAGCCUUUGAAGAAUAAGCUUGACAUUUCUAAUUUGUUUGAGACUAUCUCACAAAAAAUGCUCAUUCUUCAAAAAUUUGUUUCUGAUUCUGCAUCUGAUUUACCCUCAUAUGAUAUUCGUAGAGCGCAAGAAAUUUUGUCAGAGAUAAGGAAUAGCAUUAACUUGAAGAGAGAACUUUUGCUUCCUAAAACUAAGUUUGCUUUUAAAUCAAGAGUAAAGAUUACAGAAAAAAAUGGAAAUAAUGAAUGUGGUUUAAAAAAAGUAAUAGAUAGUACAGAGAGUUCCCUAUUAUCUGAUCAAACUUUUGGUUUCUCAAAUUUGGUUGGUAAAUCUUUAUCAUUAAAUCCGUCUGAAUGUCAUUCAAAGUGUAUCAAUUUAAUUAACUUACAAGAUUGCACUGUUGAAAUUAAAGGAUGUCCUAGUGCCAUGCAAAUACAAAAUAUAAGUAAUACUAUUGUGCAUUGUGGACCAAUCAGUCGAGCCAUUUUUAUAAAUGGUUGUUAUGACAGUGCAUUACAUUUAGCUUGUCAGCAGUUAAGGAUCCAUUCAACAUUUAAUACAAAUUUUUAUAUCCUUGUUCGAAGUAAAGCUGUAAUUGAAGACUGUGAACAUGUUGGUUUUGGUGAAUAUAUGUGGAGAUAUGAUGGUAUCACUGAACAUAUGCAAGAAGCUGGUUUAGAAUUUAAUGUUAAUAAUUGGAGAAAUGUUGAUGAUUUCAAUUGGCUAAAACUUAAUGAAAAAUCUCCUAAUUGGUUUAUUAUUAAUGAAUAAGUUUAAAACGUUUAUUGUUUUUGUAACUUUUAAUUUAUAAUUGCUUUUAUCUUUUGAUUUUUUUAAA